CGUAAGGAGCGCAGCUUCCCUUCAGGAAGGGAGGAACUACAAGCAGACGAUUUAAACGUGCGCACAAUCCUCUUGUCUGCAAAUGUUUAAGAGAAACAACAUUAUUCAUUAAAAGGAUUGAUGCAAGUGUUCUGUUACUAAUAAAAAACGCUUAGACGACGAAUAAGUUCACCGUAGAAAUAAGAGAAAUAUAAAAUGGCUAGCAGCUGAAAAUUGAUAUGCUGUGGCCACAAUGUCAAAAAAAGAAGAUUUGAGAGGAAAGAAAGGUUCUCACCAAACUGAACUUUACGCAGAGGUCCCUUCGACAUGCCUGCCUAUUGUCUAUUCCCCAGAGUACAACAUCACCUUCAUGGGUCUGGAAAAGCUGCAUCCCUUUGAUGCUGGCAAAUGGGGCAAGGUCAUUCGCUUCUUGAAAGAGGAACAGUUCAUCACCGAUGAGGUCAUUGUUCUAGCCCGGGAGGCCAGCGAGGCGGAUCUUCUUGUGGUUCACACUGCGCGUUACCUGAACAGACUCAAGUGGUCGCUGGUGGUUGCCACCAUCACAGAAAUCCCACCUCUCCUGUUCCUACCCAACUUCCUGGUACAGCGCAAAGUUCUAAAACCUUUGAGAACACAAACGGGAGGAACCAUUAUGGCUGGAAAGCUGGCAAUGGAUCGAGGAUGGGCAAUAAAUGUGGGAGGAGGCUUCCACCACUGCUCUAGUGACAAAGGAGGAGGUUUCUGUGCCUACGCUGACAUCACACUAGCUAUCAAGUUUCUCUUUGAGAGGGUGGAGGGAGUUGCCAGGGCCACCAUCAUCGAUCUAGAUGCCCAUCAGGUGAGCAGUCCUUUUCCAACUUCACUCUGUCAGUCAAUGGAAUUGACGCUGUAGACGAGAUAAUCAAAGGCAAAAUCAAUAACUCCGCACUCUGAUUACUUAUAUGCAACAG
Messenger RNA from Sinocyclocheilus anshuiensis, 929 nucleotides. RefSeq names its product histone deacetylase 11-like. The transcript has 8 exons. Gene Ontology annotation, molecular function: histone deacetylase activity. Lineage: Eukaryota; Metazoa; Chordata; Actinopteri; Cypriniformes; Cyprinidae. Bases 233 to 871 code for a protein of 212 amino acids. Gene Ontology annotation, biological process: epigenetic regulation of gene expression. Gene Ontology annotation, cellular component: histone deacetylase complex. The record is from RefSeq and is a predicted model, not a curated record.